AUGGCUCUGCACAAUGGAUCACUUGAAACGUUAGUUUCAUGUGGAAAAACGACAUGCAGCACUAGAAAAUUCAAUGAGAAAACAUUACUACAACAAGUUCAUGAAUAUGUACAGGAUGUAUUUCGUUCAUGUCUCCCAAAAUCGUAUCGAAUCAUGUAUUAUGAUAUGAGUACAAUGGCAUUAGUAGAUCUGGAAGAUCAAUUACGAAAUAAUUUAAAUCCAUUUCAAUCUACUAUUGAAGAUAUACCUUCAAGUAUUCAAUUAUUCAUUGUAAAUAAUUCGAAGAUACUUUCAAGCUCUCCUUGUCAAACUCAGACACAACGCGCUCAAAUAGUAAUCAAUAAUUAUUCCGAUGAAAGUUCAUCGAUUUGUGAAUCAAAUGAUGACUUAUGUAAUAAUGUAACAAGUAGUGAUACUUCACAGGAUCGUAGCGAAUAUUUAUCAAAUAUAACUGGAGGUCUCUCAUUAACAACAACUCCAUCUUCUAUUCCAUUACAACGACAACACAGCAAACUAUUAAGUCGAUUAUUUUUUUCACUAGAUGUUAAUCCCUAUCAACGAAAUAUUUAUAAAUCUGAUGAAUUCAAAAUGCGUAAAGAAGGGUCGAAUGGACGCAUCACUUGUGUCCAAGGUUGUAAAGGAUACAAGGAAAAAAGGAUUCAAGUUUUGCCUAAACUUCGAAUUCCUUCAAAGAAUCUCGAAUCUAAUGUAAAACUAAUGGUAGUAGUUGUAUUGGAAAAAAUCGAAGGUAGCAUGCGAGUAUGGUAUCGAUAUUCGAAUAAAGGAUUUUUACCAGAUCAAUAUACGAAAGAUACAGAUUCAAUGAAUCCAAUUUAUCUCGAUUUAAAUGAAACCAAUGUAACAAAAGACGGCGAUUUUACAUUACGUCUGCAUAUGAUAACAAAAUGGGAUAAAUCGAAAAAGCAACUUGAAGCGAUUUAUGAAUUAAGCGAGCAGUCAGUUGUUGAAUUACACACAGCAGCACAUUGUCCAUCAUCACCACGCUUACUAUGUGUUCUAGCACGAAAUGGGGUUCCUGAUUGGGAUACAUUAUGUCUAUCUGAUUUUAUUCGAACUCCUAAAUCCGCUACAGAACGAUCGUCAAGUAGUAGUAGAGAUCGCAUUUGCUCACCCAAACGAAAACGAUCGAAAAUGAACGAUGACGAUCAAGUUUUAAAGCAAAAUUUUUAA
Molecule: messenger RNA, 1191 nt
Organism: Rotaria socialis
Lineage: Eukaryota; Metazoa; Rotifera; Eurotatoria; Philodinida; Philodinidae
Source: the annotation of a GenBank genome assembly